Molecule: messenger RNA, 644 nt
Organism: Nematostella vectensis (starlet sea anemone)
Lineage: Eukaryota; Metazoa; Cnidaria; Anthozoa; Actiniaria; Edwardsiidae
Product: selenoprotein K
Exons: 7
Coding region: 37-306 (89 amino acids)
Biological process (GO): endoplasmic reticulum calcium ion homeostasis; calcium ion transport
Cellular component (GO): endoplasmic reticulum membrane; Golgi apparatus
Source: RefSeq, a predicted model, not a curated record
UCCUUCUUUGCUCAACAGACACGUAAGGAAAACAAAAUGGUGUACAUCCAAGGAAGCAACGUGCUUGAAAGGAGGUCUAUCUGGAGACUCUCUAUUAUCACAGAUGUCUUUUGGGGAAUCAUCGAUUUUAUUAUUCUCUUCUUUCACACAAUGGUUUCGCCUGGUUUGACCAAAAACGGUAGUCAGUCCAAUUCUGAUUAUAGACCGGGAGGCGGACCACCAAAGCCUCCAGGUCGAAGGUUCGGCAGAUUAGGUGGAGGAGGAGACGGCCCAUACAAUCCUGGACCACCAAUGGGUGGAGGAUGAGGAAGGUAAAAGCUUACCAGGUAUCUUGGUAAGCUUGGUCUGAGGAUGACAACAGUCUGGCAUUUAAUGGCAUGACGUCACCCGGGCAAAGCUAGGUGGCACCCAGUGACUGAUGAAAGCCUCCAUGCGUCACCUCAAUUCUCAACUAUAUAUCAUCAAGUAAUAACCAAUAGCUCAAGGUUAAUAUUUUAUUUGCUGUAUUUUUACAAAUUAGCCUUGUAUACAUUGUAUUACUUACAUAAACCCAAUUAGUUCAGCUUCUAGAUCUACUUUGUAAAUACCAGCAUUUGAUAACAAAAUGCAGCUCUCAAUAAAGAAUUAUAUAAAUGCUUUUCAAA